AUGAUCGACGAGGAAGUGACGCAGUCAUUAGAGCAGGAAGCUAUUGCGCUUGUGAAUCUCAGCAAUCCCAUAAGAUUAACCUCGACGAAUAAUAAACUUGUCGCACCAGUGUCAGGAGACACUGCUAAUCAGGCUCAAAGUGCGUCUGUGGAAUUGCUGGAUGGUAGCAUUUCCAUGAAAUCAUUGUUAGUGAUGAUUAAGAAGCGAAAGCUGGAGAAUUCUGAUGUUCAAGUCAAGCUAGAGGAGUCAAUCGAGCCUAUUUGUUCCGAAUCAACUUCUGAGAGUCCAGACGACGCGAGGCUCCCGAGUUUCCGUACUAUCUUUCACUCGUCACCACAAGAGACAGAAAAGUGUGUGCCUUCUUUUAUUAAGUGCAAGUAUCGCACAGGAAAGUGCCACAAUAUGCGGGCACUUAAGUCGUGUGGAGAUUAUCAUAAUUUAUGCAAUUACCACCGACUACGUGCUAAUGCUAACCAGCGUAAACUAGACCGCAAGAAGAAAGAGCAGCGUCUACAACAACAAUAUCAUUCAGCUACUGCACUAUCUCCACCGCUAGCACUCGUGCCACAGUCUUCGUCACAUGCAGCUGCCGCGGCACUAGCCUCCCUCGUUGCCGCCCGUCCGCAGUAUCAUUUAAAUGUCUUCCAGCAACAAAGACCGAUCUUUGCCGUGCAGGAGGUGAGUAAGAAUAGAUGCACCAGUGUGCGCCCGAAAGAGGAAGAUGCGUGCAGUUACUAG
Messenger RNA from Plasmopara halstedii, 738 nucleotides. RefSeq lists its product as uncharacterized. The coding region runs from base 1 to 738 and encodes 245 amino acids. The record is from RefSeq and is a predicted model, not a curated record. NCBI's taxonomy places the organism in Eukaryota, Oomycota, Peronosporomycetes, Peronosporales, Peronosporaceae. The transcript has a single exon.